AUGGCUUCUUCUUUGGCUAUCAAUAGUAACAAAGUUGAUCAUGAGAGCACCCCUGAAAUCGUCGAGAAAUGGUUUCAUGAUCACAAUCGGCAUCAUGCAAAACCUAAGCUCACCAAACUCCAUUUCUUUGUGCACGACAACGUUACCGCCGACAAUCCUACAUCCGUUCUUAUAGCCCCAACCAACACCAACAAUAUUGCGUCUAUUGCUUUCGGUUCGACCUAUGCUAUGGAUGCUCCAAUCACUGUGGAUUCAAAUCCGAGUUCCAAAGUCAUCGGUCGAGCCCAAGGGACGUUUACCUUUGUAGGUCAAGCUGAACCUGUCCUGUCUAUGGCUAUCAACUUGAUUUUCACGGAAGGAGAUUAUAAGGGCAGUUCUCUAAGUAUUCUUGGGAAUAACCCCAUAUCUCAUGACUAUAGAGAAAUGCCAAUAUUGGGAGGUACUGGAGUAUUUCGCUUAGCUCGCGGGAUUGCUACCGUGGAUACUGUUACUGUUGACAUCGCAAAGCUGAAUGACAUUCUUGAGUACCACGCCAUUGUUCAGCAUUACUGA
Messenger RNA from Oldenlandia corymbosa var. corymbosa, 552 nucleotides. Lineage: Eukaryota; Viridiplantae; Streptophyta; Magnoliopsida; Gentianales; Rubiaceae. The record is from the annotation of a GenBank genome assembly.